Messenger RNA from Ogataea angusta, 2370 nucleotides. RefSeq lists its product as uncharacterized. Gene Ontology annotation, cellular component: nucleolus. The record is from RefSeq and is a predicted model, not a curated record. The transcript has a single exon. Lineage: Eukaryota; Fungi; Ascomycota; Pichiomycetes; Pichiales; Pichiaceae. Gene Ontology annotation, biological process: rDNA heterochromatin formation; negative regulation of septation initiation signaling. The coding region runs from base 1 to 2370 and encodes 789 amino acids. Gene Ontology annotation, molecular function: phosphatase activator activity; rDNA binding.
AUGAUAAAGCUGCAGGUCCACAUUGUUCCGCCCAGCGCUGCGAAAGCAAGAAAACCGCUCGCUUACAAUGGGACCGGAAAUAAUAUCGAUAUGAGUGUGAUGCAGAUGCAAUCGCAAGUUUACCCGAAUUCUCAAUCCCAGUCUAAUAACUCAUACUAUCCGAACUUCACGCUCAAUGGCUCAAGUACGCCACUGGUUAACGGGGUCUCGGGUUACAAUUCCCAGCGUCCAAAUUAUGGCCCAUCUUCAAAUAUGAUGGGCACGUCCGAUGGUAUAAAAAAAUUCCUUCACAUCACUAAAAGUUCGAGCACCCUUCAAAAUGUUUGCAUUGAAAUUCAAGAGAGAUUUAUGAGGCUGUACCCUGAACAAGAGCCCAUCAUCAUUCACCAAAUUCAGGAUAGCAAUGAGUGUGACUUGGAUCCAGAUUAUUCAGUUUCAAUGAUUUUUGACACAAACAACAUUUUGCGAGUUCUUGUGGAAAAUGAAUUUACUGUUGAGGAGGAGACUGAUUCCAGAGGAAAACGCCACCUUCACAACGAUUUGAAUCAGGUCGUCAAGAAAACAAGACCGUCUUAUAACCAACGUGUUUGGCACGAGGCUCGACAACCUCCUUUGAUAGAAGCUGACGAGGAAUCGCAUCAGUCUAACUUGUCGCUACCAGCUCCUAACGACAGCAAUCAGGAUGGUACCGUAAUUAUUGAGCCAAAGAAGAACCUCAGCCCGCGAAAUGCAAGUCCGGUGAACGCGCCUGGGUCCCCGACGAGAAUAACAUCUGGAAUGCUCACGUCCCAAUUUCAGCCCGAUCUGUCGAAAGCUCUAGAUGAAAACGAGAAAGACGAAGAACGUGAUUUGCAGAUAAAUGAUGUGCUCACCGAUAGCGACCACUAUCAAAGCGAUUCUAAUCAGGAUACUUCUGCUGUACGAAAAAGACCGAGUGUGCCCACCAAAGCUGAUGUGAUGAACCGCAUCUCUUCAGGGCAGCGAAGAUCUCCAAUGCAGUUGAAUGACACUUCCAACUCCUCUUUCUCUUCCGUCCCUGCUCAGACUCCUACACCGGCAAAUGUCGUUUCAAAUCCAUCAUUCAAGGAGGCCAGACCUAUGAAACCAUCACAAGUCACGAAAAAACUGAAUGACUCUGUCAAGGGUCUGGAUGCAGGUCCGGGGAAGAAGACGCAACCAAAAGACACCGGUAAAGAGAAGUCUGCUACUCCUAAGGCUAAAGGCAAAAAGCCAAGGGAAACAAAGGAACAAAGUGAGCAGAAGAAAAAUCUCAAAGAAGGUGCAACGCAACCUACCCCGGCUGAGGGAACGCCUACUCUCAAGCCUCGAAGAGGCCGUCCUGUUGGCAGCAAGAAUCGCGUCAAGAAGACUGAGACUAAAGAAGGCGAGUCUCAAAAUAGAGAGGACACCGCAAAGCCAGAGGAAAAGAAAAAGGCAGCCCGCAAGCCUAAAGCUAAAAAAGCAGAAGCAACAGCUGCAGAGAGCAGUGGAACUAAGGACAACAAGACAAGCAAUAUAAUUGCGACCCAACUUGACCAACCAAAUGGUGAAAGCAAGACUGGUGGUGAUUCCGGAGAAAAUGAAUCUUCGAAGAUUCCAUCUAAUGAUUCACAAAAGCCUGGCACAAAUUACUCCAAAGCAGAGGUGAUUGGCCUUUUGAAAGAUGGAAUGGAAGACAAAGCAAAUUCUAACAAUAAUCCUGCUCAUCAGGUACAAUUUGAUGGUGAUGAGAAAGUACAAAAGCCACCGGUCGCACCAAAAUCCCAGCCGGCGGCGGCUCAAACAGCGGACAGUGAGUCGGAUUCGAGCGACGAUGAUAAUGACGACAACGAUGACGACGAGUUAGACGAUGAACAGGAAACAAUGAAAAGACCGAGAGUGGUGAAUGCACCAAAGAGUUUAAUUAACAAUACUUCUGUUCUUUCCUCGCAUAAUAAUUCCACGUUGAAUGAAAGCCAAGCCUCGUCUCCACCUCCAAGUACACAAGAAGGCCGUGUCAUUCCUCAACUGCUUUCGCAAUCACAAACACAGCCACCACAUGCCUCUCAAUCUGAAAGCUCAAUUUCUUCUCUUCCAAAGCUAUCUCAAUUGAUGGAACGUGGCCUGCCUGAUGUUAGGGAAUUCAGCCAAGGUGUCCGAGCAAUUUCUGCUUUCCGCCAAGAGAAGCCUGAGUCCGAUUCCGAAACUGAGUCUUCUGAGUCCGAGGACGAUUCCGACGACUCGCAGGGUGACACUUCUGAUUCAGACUCGGAAAAGGUGGGCUCUCAAAGAUAUCUUGAUGCGAAAUCGGCAAAUAAUAUUGUCUCCAAGGCCAAGGGCAAGAAGAAAAACCACGGAUUUUUGGAUCUAAUGAAAGAUGCUCGAAAAUAG